UCCAAUUAGCCAGCAGACCGAACUUAGCAGAACUCAUAUCGAAACUAUGUUAUACCCAAGAGAAGCUGGGCAGUUUAUUGCUGAAAACAGCUCUGACAUUACCAUUGAUUAUGCCAGAGUUGCAGAAGUUGCAGUUCAGCUCCUGGAAAGCCUCAAACGGAAGGAGUUUGGAAUCAAGAGUUUUAAAGAACAUGAACUAAAUCCUAAAGUCAUGGAUGAAGCUGCUGUAGAGUGGAUAUUUGUAUGUGAUCUUCUCAAUUUCUCCUUCUGGUCCGAGGACCAAAGUAAGAAGUAUGUGGUCAAGUACAAGGGCAAGGAAUUUACUGGCUAUUGGUCAAUGUGUGCAGCAAUGAGGAGGGCUUCUGAUGAGGGAAUUCCAAUCACAUGUCCCUCAUAUUAUGCCAAUGUAACCAGACAGCAGCUAUCACAUAUCUUCCGCUCAGAUUCUGAACAUGAGAUACCAAUGUUUGAAGAGCGGCUCCAGUGUCUUCAUCAGGCAGGAAAAUGUCUUGUUGAGAAAUAUAAUGGUAAAUUUACAAACUGCUUGAAACAAUGCAACCAAAGUGCCAGGCAGAUGAUCGAUUCUGUACCCACAGAUUUUCCAUCAUUUUAUGAUGUUACCACAUUCCAAGGACAAAAAGUUGGUAUCUUUAAAAGGAUGCAGAUUCUAAUAGCUGAUAUAUGGUGCUGCUUCGAGGGUCAAGGUCUUGGGACAUUUGAUGAUAUAGAUACAAUCACGAUGUUUGCGGACUAUAGAAUUCCACAGAUUUUGAAUUACUUUGGUAUUCUCAAGUAUUCCAGUUCAUUGAUGAAUAAAAUAAACAAAGGUGCUAUGUUUCAAACUGGCGACAGGGACGAGGUCGAAAUUAGAGGCUGCAGCAUUUGGGCAACUGAGCUCCUCACGCAAAAGCUGAAAGACCUGAUGAAGAAAGAUCCUUCCAUGUCUGAUGUUGUGCUGAACACCAUCCUUGUGGACAACUACUUAUGGGACUACAGACGCGAACAUGACACGGAGACAAGUGUGGUUCCAUUUCAUAAAAUCCGGUGUAUAUAUUACUGAGCCAGGAACUUUUAAAAUCAGAGGACUUCAAGUUUGCAAGAUGAACUUGAGGCAAUACCUUGAUUGUAAACACUGUCUAACAAGACCAGUAAUCUAUGUUGACUUGAGGAAUUGUUUGUGCCAAUGAUAGUUUAUGAUGCCUAGUCAUUAAUUCGUCUGUGAAAGGGCUUUUGUGUGAUCGGUCACAAUUACAAAAACAAUGCAGAACUUCAGCACCAGUACUUAUUUUGUGACGAAUCCUAAUUUUCUUCUAUUAAAAACAAUCUUAUCCCA
Lineus longissimus is the source of this 1333-nucleotide messenger RNA. Its product is annotated as queuosine 5'-phosphate N-glycosylase/hydrolase-like. Lineage: Eukaryota; Metazoa; Nemertea; Pilidiophora; Heteronemertea; Lineidae. Bases 47 to 1060 code for a protein of 337 amino acids. The record is from RefSeq and is a predicted model, not a curated record. The transcript is spliced from 9 exons.